This is a messenger RNA of Procambarus clarkii (red swamp crayfish), 2365 nucleotides long. The record is from RefSeq and is a predicted model, not a curated record. Lineage: Eukaryota; Metazoa; Arthropoda; Malacostraca; Decapoda; Cambaridae.
AACCACGUCUAGUCAAGAUGCCAGCAGACAGCAACGUGACUGGAUCUGCUGCUGAUGCUAAGAAGAUUUCCACUCCAACCAAAGAUGAUGUGCUUUUUGACCCCUGGUGUGACCCCAAGAAUCCUAGGGCCAUCAGCUUCCAGGAUGUGAGUGCUGCCGCUUUUAAGAUCAAGUCUGGAAUUAUGAACACGCCUUGCACCAAGUCUCACAUGUCCAGUUUCACUGACAUGGAGAUAUUCUUCAAGAAAGAGUUUAACCAGUAUACUGGCAGCUUCAAGGAACGUGGUGCGAGAUACACACUACUGAUGCUGCCAGAACAACAACAGAAGAAAGGUGUUAUUGCUGCUUCAGCAGGCAACCAUGCACUUGCUCUCUGUUACCAUGGUCAGGACCUGUCCAUCCCAGUUACAGUGGUGAUGCCUUUGGUAGCUCCCAUCAUGAAGGUGCAGGCAUGCAGGCAGUAUGGUGCCAACGUCAUUGUAAAAGGGAAUGAUAUUGGCGAGUGUCGUGAGUAUGCUCUCAAGAUGGCCAAGGAUCAAGGUCUUCUCUACAUUAAUGGAUAUGACCAUCCACACAUCCUGGCAGGUCAGGGCACCAUGGGGCUGGAGAUAGUGGAGCAAGUACCAAACAUUGAUGCUGUUGUCAUCCCAGUUGGUGGAGCCGGCCUCAUUGCAGGUGUGGCGCUGGCUGUAAAGGCGCUCUAUCCACAUGUCCAAGUUAUAGGUGUGGAAGCUGAGCGAUGUGCCAGCUUCAGUGCCGCCAUGAAGGCUGGUAGACCUGUAUAUGUAAAGGCAGAGUCUACUCUGGCUGACGGUCUGGCUGUUCCCAUGGUUGGUGUCAAUGCCUUUGCCACUGCAUCCCGUCUUGUUGAUAAGGUAGUAACAGUAAGAGAAGAAUGGAUUGCUAUCGCCAUCUUGCGUUUAGUUGAGUGUGAGAAAGCAGUAGUUGAAGGUGCAGGAGCAACAGCCCUAGCUGCCAUACUUGCUGGGGAGCUGCCAGAACUUAAGGGCAAGAGAGUGGUGAUCCCCCUGUGUGGAGGCAACAUAGACACAACGGUGCUGGGUCGAUGCCUAGAACGUGGUCUUGCUGCAGAUGGCCGCCUCGUUAAGUUCACUGUCACAGUCAGCGACAGACCUGGAGGUAUUGCUGAGUUGACCCGGCUCAUGGCAAAUCUUGGAGUCUCCAUCAAGGACAUGGUCCAUGAACGAGCCUGGAUUAGGAGCGACAUCUUCAGUGUUGAGGUGAAGGUAAUGGCAGAAACUAAGGACUUUGAACACUGGUUGGAGCUUAAAGCUGCUCUCGAGCAACGUUAUGAGAGGGUGCGCUUUGCUAUGCCUGACCUGGUCCAUGAAGAUAACUCCUUCUAAUGCUGCAAUACUGAAAGUUGUUUCAUUCCAACAUUUCAUUAGGCUGUCACAUUCUACCAUGUUUGCCUUAUCUGCUUUCUCCAGCUUUUAUCUUGCAACAUGAGAAUUGUCACACUUAACAAAAAACCAAUUGACAAAUGAUGCUCAAAGUUUGUACAUUUUGUGGAAAUAAGCUCAUCAGUUUGUUGUAACCAGGCAACAUCUCAGCCAUAAUGUAAUGAAUAUUAGGUGUGAUUGGAGAUUAUUAUUAUUUUACAUUCAAAGAGUUAGUUUAAUACUGUAUUGACAGCAAAUUAUUUUCCAGUGAGCUUGUAAUAUUUGUACAGUAAUAUUUAUAAUAAAUGCAGAAUUAAUAACAAUAACCAGAUAUUUAUGAUUGUUUAAUAAGAAUGCCUCAAAUUAUUUAACAAUAUGAGUUUUAAAGUGUGAAAAAGAAAGGAAUUAUAUGGUAGACAAACAAAAAUCUUGGAAAGACAAAUCUUGGAAGGGACGAGUGGGGAGGUUAAGGGAAAGAAUACGACAAUGGGGCUAUGUAUAGUAUUUUUUAAAGGUUUUAAAUGAAUUGGAUAUAUUAGUUAAUGUUUGUUUUCCAUAUAGGCACGAUAAACAAUGUUUUUUUCUGAAAUUAUUAUGAGAAAAGUAAUUUUUCUUGUGACAGUCAAUGUGAUGGCUGGACCAGCACACAACAGUCACUCGAGGAUGAAGUCGGCUGUUAUCAUGAGACUGAUAACUGUGUUAAAACAGUACUUUUCAUUUUCCUUGUCAUAUAUGAAGGACAAUAAUUAUUGUAAUUGUUCCAGCAAAAACUACACUUUGAGUCCUAUGAGCCUGUGAUCCAGUUUGAGAUAGCUGAUUUCUUAUGAGUAGAAUAAAAUUCCUAAAUACAUUAUCAUUACCCCUGUUUUCCCUCACUCUCAUGGGGUAGAGAGGCAUUAGACUGAAGAAAUUGGUAAUGUAGAACAAAAGUUAUUGGUCUUAAUAAAGCAUUACAAAUUUCA